CGGGGCCGGGUUUGAACCGUGGCGGGCGCUGCGAGCUGCCGGGCUGUGCCGCCAAUGGAGCCCGUCCUGAAAGGUAUUUCUGCCUAUGUAGAAGUUUGGUCGUCUAACAGAACAGAAAAUUACUCAAAAACCUUUGAACGGCAGCUUCUUGAUAUGGGAGCAAAAGUUUCAAAAACUUUGAACAAGCACGUGACCCAUGUGGUCUUCAAAGACGGACGUUUGACUACGUGGAAGAAAGCACAGGAGAUGAGUGUAAAAAUAGUUUCUGUACUCUGGGUGGAAAUGUGUCGAGAAACUGGAGUCCAUGUUGAUGAAUGCCUAUUUCCUGCAGUAGAUACUAAUGAAGGAUUUCUACUGCCAAUCAAAAAACAUAAAUGUAUGCAGCCAAAAGACUAUGUUGACAAAACUCCAGAAAAUAAUAGAAAGCUUCAGAGAAGACUGAACCAAAUCGCUAAAGAAUUAGCUCUACAAAAGACAGCAGUUACUGCUGAAACAGAUGUACCCGUUUUAUUAUUUGAAGACAAUGGUUCACUUAUAUACAGCCCUGUUAAUAAGAUAAAAGAUCAAUGCAAUACAAUGGAAAGAGGAAUAAAGGCUAUGAAAGAAAAAAGAGAGAAUCUUUCUCCUACUGGUUCACAAGUGACUCAAACACUUCCAAGUAGGUCAGCAGGAGACUGCUCAUUUUCUACUGGUAUCUUAACUCAUUCAGAAGAUGUGCUGCUACCCGAAGAACAAAUGGAAAACUGCUUGAACUCAAGUUGUGAUUCUCUUCGGAGAGCUGCAAUGUUAAAGACACAGAGAAACGAGGUAGCAGAACAUGCCUGUGAUACUUGGACUGAUAUUCAUGUAUCCAUGAGUGCAUCAGUGAAUUCUCCAUCACGUGGCAAUGAGCAGACGAGCUUAACACCAAAACGACAUCCCAGAAGUUUAACAAAGAAACAGAUUUUACAGCGCACUUUGGAUGACAGAUUGUCUUUUGGAAAGAAACAUUUAAAGUUUCCAAAGAAAAAUCAGAAAAACGAGAAGAGAAAGACUACUUCAAUUGCAAAUGAAAGUUCUCUUCUCAAGGGCUUUGGUGAUUGUACUCUUUCCAAAAAAAUAGUCCAGUUAAAUACUGUUCCUGCUUUGAUUGAUAGUCUGUCUAAUUCACCUAUGAAUAGUGAGGACUUAAAUGCUUGUUCAUUGGAUAAAAGCUUCUCUGUUGGCAGAAAUGACUGUGUUCUUGAAGACAAGAAGAAGAAGAAAGUAAGAACAUUAAGAAAUUUGAAGCUGGCUAUCUCAGAACUGGGUGCAUCAGGUUCUAAGGGGUUCUUGCAAACAGUUACUGCACGUAACAAGUCUUACUGCACUGAAGAGGCUUCUUAUGAAGACUUCUUUUCAUCAUCUAAUUCAAAUGAAAAUGAAGUACAGAUACAAGUACCAAAGGAAUCACAGAAUCCUCUUGAAGUUUGUUGCAAAGACUCUUCUAGAUGCACUGACCUACAUGAUGUGAGUUUUUGUGAGCCACAUAACACUACUAAGAAAAGUAGAAAGAUAUCUAUUUCAGUGAAUAAUUUUCCAGUAAAGAAAAAAACCAAACCAGCUAAACAUCCAGGAUGCAUACCAUUAAAUAUAUCAGGUGGUGAAAAAGGUGGCACUGGAGAAGCUCUAGAUGCUGAUGAUGUGAACAGGCUGCCACAGCAUGCUCAUGAAAAAUCCUACAGCAGUGUAAAUGACUGUGCUCAUACUACUGAUGGUGAAAAUGAAGUUUCAGAGUGUCAUGUUACUGAUGGCUCUUGCAAAAUUUUUAACUAACAAAAGAACAAGCCCACUGGGGGCUUAAGAAAAUCCAGAAGACUCCAAAAGGUCAGUUUAACUGGACAUUUGCUUUGUUAAGGUCUUUCAUAGAGGAUCAUUGAGUGCCUUUGUAUGUACAAAAGUUAAAAUAAAUUCUUUUUGCUGUAUCAGUUUUAAAACUUUCCUGAAUCUCACUUUUCUUGAAAUAUUAUGCUAAUUGUCUUGGUGUAUAGCCAUAAAACUGAGCUUUCUGGUAACUUGUGGUGGCUGAAUGCAUGCCAAGCUGACAUCAUAAAGCAGGUUGGUAAGCUGGCUCAAACUGAAAAAAGCUGAAAAGCCACUGAAGUUACCUGAAAAGGUGCCUGCCGCCUUUGGAGGAGUUACUAAAUGCAGUAGUUUUUAAAAUUUGUUUUAUACUGGAUCAUUGCCAUGUUUCUGCAGAAUAAAGAUUUAUGCAAGAUUUUCUUUCAGGUUCUGGUAAAAGUAAAUUUCUUAAUUUAGUAUUUGAGCUCAAGUUGACUGUAAAAAAGGGAGAAAGGAUUGAGUCAGCACUGAAUCUUUUUUAAGUGUUUUUCCUUUGUAAAAGUCUUCUAAGUAAAUAUAAAACUGAUCAGGAAAAUAAAUAAAAAUAAAGAUAAAUAAUAUUAGUUUUUUUAAUCAGUAAGUAGCAAGUCACAAUUGAAAUGAGUGCUGAGUUCUUUUGAGAGUGGAAAGUCCUAAAGCACUAAAGGAUAUCUGCUGUUAACUAUUUGAAAUAAGUUAUGUGUCUCAUUGGUAGAUACUGGUGGAGUUUCAAAGAGACUGAUCACAGAUUUUGAAACUUUUUUAUGUAAAGGUUUUGUGCAGGUGCAAUUACUAAGUUGUUCAACAUUUUAAACAUCCUGAAGAUGGGAUGUGGACCAGUGGACCAGUGAUCUCUGGAUUAAAAUGAUUAUUUGACUUGUCUGCAUCUUAUUGCUUUUUACUUUUUUUUUAAAUAUUUAUUCCCUUUAUUUUCUUAAAUAUAUUGUGUGUAAAAUUAAUAACUAGAAUGUAUGAAUCACUCUAGAAGCAUGUCCUAUUCAUGUCUUAAAUACUUCUGCAUUUAAGAUAGUGUACUCUUUAGGCUAAAGUAUCUCUCCAGAAUAGUUUUAUUUCCUGGCACAGAAAUCUGACUAAAGGUGCUGUAUGUAAAUCCACAAAGGGUGCUUGGAGAUCUGUCAGGUUUGUUGGUACUGAUUCCUUCUCCAGUGAAAUUACUCAAUAAGAACAUUAUACAUCAGUGCUAUUUUUGACUCAUUUCUCUUAAGUUUCUAACAUAACGAUUAUAUACAGAAGAGAAACAAAAAACAGUAUGUUUUUUUUAAUUGUUCCCUUUUUCAGAUAUGACCUUGCAGUCAGAGGUAUCUUAAAAUGGUUCUACAUGGUGUCUGCUUGCAAAGCAUCCUCUGUGAGGUGGUUAACAGUAGCAAAGCUAAGUAGGUGCUAGAGAAAAUUCCUAAUCAGUGUUUUGAAAUGGCUUCUUUUAUCCACCCAUUUCAGCUUGGUAAUAAUACCAUUUCACUCAAAUAUCAAUAAAAUAGCAGUGCAUAAUUUCAUUCAUGUCAUGAAUGCUUUGGAAAACUUAUUUUAAAGGUUUUCAUGCUUGACUAUGCAGAUUCAUAUGGUGACAAUUUUGGGGAAGGACAGGGAUUUGACUGAAAAGUGAAAAAGAAAAACUUCAUAAAAACGUUCUUUGUGAUUAACCAGGUGCUAUGUCUGACAAUGAGACUGUUGCACUGAAAAGUUUAAAGAGAAUAUUUUUGUUUUAAACAAAAUCAGACUGUGUAAAUUUUUGUAAAUAAUUAUGUUGCUAAACCUCUCUCGUACCAAUCAAAAUAUGUUCUUGAAGCCUUAUAAAAACAACCAAACAUUAUACACCAUUUUUAUUUAAUACUUUUUUCCAGUGGCUUAAACAUUGCAACUUUUUGCUAACUUUUGGCAAUGUAAAAGUUAAGUUAGAAAAUGGUAGUUAGUUUCCUUUGCCUAAAGAAGAAAGUGAGAGAGAAAUGGUGCAAGUGUUUUUAAAAAUAUUUUAUUGAAUCAUAGUAUUAUGAAGAAUUUCCUAACAUUUAUUUAAAUCUUAAAGAAAUUCUAUGCCAAAAAUACAACUGCAAAAGAAAUGCCAUUUCCUAGACGUACGAACAUUUCCACAAAGGUGACUAUGUGACUCUUCAGACAGAUCAUAUUGUUUUAAAUUCAAGUACUAAUAGUUUCUUUAUCUAUACUCUUUAUAUAGGCAUGCUUGUACUGUUAACAUGGAAGAUAUCUAACCAAAUAUAUGUAAAAUUGUACUGUCAACAAACAAAAGCCAUGAAGACAGAACAGUUUAUAAUGGCAGCUGCAUGCGUGUUUGGGAAAGAUAAGUAAGAUUUUCAAGAAUCUUUAAUGGAUUCAGAAAAAAGAUUUUUGGAUUUAAAAUAACAUCACCACCAUCACCCCAAAACUGGGACUUUUGGUGUGUUCAAAGGCAUUGCAUACAGAAAAUUUUAUGAAAUUGACUCUUAGUUUUGAGACAGAGUUGUUAAGGAUAAAUGCUGUCAAUUAAUACUUAUGAAUGUCAGCAGGUGGCUUCCCUGGUCUAGAAAUCUAAGUUGAUGAUACUGGAUUGCGAGGAUAAAAUAAACCCUUUAUGCAUUGUGAUGUGUUUCUCAGUCAUUCCAUGAAAUUGGAUACGUAGAUCUUUGUUGCUUUGCAUGGGGAUGACAAAGUGAAAGAGCUCAAAUUCAUCUUAAAGCAAAAAAUGCGUUCAAACAGUAGUGGUAUGUAUUUACAAUAG
Messenger RNA from Sturnus vulgaris (Common starling), 4573 nucleotides. RefSeq names its product microcephalin 1 (gene MCPH1). Gene Ontology annotation, biological process: mitotic cell cycle. The record is from RefSeq and is a predicted model, not a curated record. NCBI's taxonomy places the organism in Eukaryota, Metazoa, Chordata, Aves, Passeriformes, Sturnidae.